Molecule: messenger RNA, 939 nt
Organism: Salvia hispanica
Lineage: Eukaryota; Viridiplantae; Streptophyta; Magnoliopsida; Lamiales; Lamiaceae
Source: RefSeq, a predicted model, not a curated record
AUGCAGCACCCAAGCCACCCUCAACAUGAGCUACGAUUUUCCAAGAAGACAAGGUGGUGCCCAUUUCCCUGUGAUGCAUGUGGUGCCACUGAGGAAGGGGACUCCUACACCUGCACCCUCUGUGACUACUGGAUACAUGAGAGAUGCGUGCUCCUUCCUGAGUCUAAGGACUUCCCUCAUCAUCACCACUCUCUCUCCCUCGCCUUUUAUCCUUCCCCUGAGUACAUCCGAUAUGAAUUUGUUUGUGGUAUAUGCAGCACAAAUUUGCCAUUGAGACAUUGGGUCUAUCAUUGCGUCCUUUGUAGAUAUGUCGUCCAUCUCAACUGCGCCACCUCCACAUUUGAUACUAAAAAUGAAAAUGCAAAUACAAUUGAUGAUGAGAAAGAUGGUACCAAGUUUCCAAUAGCAGUAGAAGACAUGUAUGAGGAGAUGAUCAGGUUCGAAAUAGACAUCAAGUGUGCUUCACUGCCCGACACCAUAAAACACGCAUCUCACCAGCGACAUAACUAUCUGAAGCUAGUCAAAGCUGAUGAUUUCAGAUGUGUGAUGCUACCGGCAACAAAUAAGCAUAGAUUGGAGAAUCAUUUGUUGCCGUUGACAUAUGAUGCCUGUGUUAAUCGUCCCGGUGAUUUCUACUGCAGCAACUGCGAGGUCCAAAUGGAGCCCACGAUGUGGAUGUAUCACUGUCGUGACUGCGAUCAAUCAUUUCAUCCUAGAUGCUUUCCUGCUACAUCGGGUGAUUACAGAAACAUCAAAUAUGGAACACAAUAUGUGAUUUCCAAUAUCCAUGAUCAUCCUCUUAGAUUUCAAAUCAUAUCCAAGAAAAAGAAAUGUGGCCUAUGCCAUCGAGAUAAGUAUGAUUGGCCUGGAUUUCAAUGUGUGUCGUGCUUCUUUGUAGUGUGUAAAGCAUGCGGUAAAGGGCCAUCUUAUUCACAUUGA